Messenger RNA from Prunus dulcis (almond), 1443 nucleotides. RefSeq names its product probable polygalacturonase At3g15720. Bases 1 to 1443 code for a protein of 480 amino acids. Lineage: Eukaryota; Viridiplantae; Streptophyta; Magnoliopsida; Rosales; Rosaceae. The transcript is spliced from 10 exons. Gene Ontology annotation, molecular function: polygalacturonase activity. The record is from RefSeq and is a predicted model, not a curated record. Gene Ontology annotation, biological process: carbohydrate metabolic process.
AUGAAUAUAACUCGGUCUCUUGUAGCGUGGGAAGCCUUGGAGCAGGUGGAGCAUAUGAAAGAGUUGAAUAAGUGUUUGUGGGAAAUUGUACUUUUAAAGGGUCUGUGUAUGGAGCAAGGAUCAAGACCUGGCAGCUUUGGCAUUGGAUAUGGGCAGAAUGACACUUAUAAUGUGCUUGACAUUGGUGCCUUUGGAGAUGGCGGAGCAACACAAGUCCUAAACAUCCCACAAGGGAAAACUUACUUGCUCAAACCUCUCAAAUUUGUGGGUCCUUGCAAUGCAAACAAGGUUCAAAUUGAGUUAAUUGGUAUUGUGUACAGCAAAACAACAUUUGAUGUUGUCAAAUUUGGUGCUGUUGGAGACGGACAAACUGAUGAUUCCGAAGCUUUUGUAAACGCAUGGAAAGCCUUAUGUGGAGCAGCUGCAGCUGGUGAUGACGUACCAACACUUACUAUACCAGGGGGAAAAACAUUCUUAUUGCAACCCUCGGAAUUUGAAGGUCCCUGCAAAUCAAAGAGUGUUCAUGUUCAGGUCUCGGGUAAUUUGAUGGCACCCAAAACGCCCGAUGCAUGGAAAGUGUGUCCAUCAUAUAGUUGGCUUUCAUUUAGAAAUGUGGACCAUCUCAUACUCGAUGGUUCAGGAAAAAUUGACGGUCAGGGUUCAGCUUGGUGGAGCAAAGCUCUUCAAUUCCACCGAUGUGAUCAUCUUCGAUUGAGUGGACUUACUCACAUAAACAGCCCAAGAUCUCAUAUUGGUAUAGGCACAAGCAAUGACGUGGAUAUCUCCCAUCUUACUAUAAUUGCACCUGAUGAAAGUCCAAACACUGAUGGAAUUAACGUCGCAAACUCAACCUAUGUCUAUAUUCAUGACUCUAAAAUUGGAACUGGUGAUGACUGCAUUGCAAUCAGUUCUGGUGCUUCCAAUGUUAGGAUCGCCAAGAUUGCGUGCGGACCAGGUCAUGGAAUUAGUGUGGGAAGCCUAGGAGCAAAUGGGGCUUAUGCUGCAGUGGAAAAUGUAUACGUGAGAGAUUGUAGUUUUAAUGGAACUCAAAAUGGAGCAAGAAUCAAGACAUGGCCGGGUGGAUCUGGAUAUGCUAGGAAUAUAACCUUUGAGAACAUCACACUUACCGCAACUAAAAACCCCAUCAUUAUUGACCAACAAUACUGCAACGGUGCUCACGAUUGCGCAAAGCAGAGCAAAGCUGUGCUGGUGAGCAAUGUGAGAUUCACUGAUUUUAGAGGAACUUGUGGAAAUGAGGAGGCCAUCAAAUUAGACUGCAACCACAUUUCGGGUUGUCAAAACAUUGAACUGGUGAAAAUAAAUAUCACCUCAACGGUUCCAAGUAAGAAGGUUUAUGCAAGUUGCAACAAUGCCAAAGGAAAUUCCGGCUCUACUGUGCCCACUGUAUCUUGCCUCAAGUAUCCCACUCGUCCAUUCAUCUAA